GUGUCAGUUUGGAGUGAUCAUCUGUUCGCGAUCGUGACGGUGGUUGUCUGAAAUGUUUUACAUUCGCUGCCAAACUCCAAUAAAUGUUCUGUUUGCCACUUUAUCCACCUGUACAUAAUCAUAUGAGGAGCUGGAGUUUGGGACACAUAUGGCUGUGUAUGAUGAGAAUAUCCUGAAAAACCCCUUUUACCAGGCUCUGGAGAAACACAGACCGGACCUGUGCAGCCGGGUGGCAGAGCUCCAUGGCAUUAUCCUGGUACCAUGUUGUGGAAGCUUACCAACGGGCUCUUUUACAGCAGCUCACUUUGACGGAUACGUGCUUCAUCCUUCUGAGCAGGGUUACCAGACCUUAGAUGGAAAGGAAGUGUCUAUAAACAAUAACCGGGUCCACCUGAGUGCAGGGUUGCCCAAUCCCAUCUCUGUCACCAUCCUGUUUGAGGAGACCUUCUACAAUGAGAAAGAGCAGGCCUACAGUAUACUGUGCAUUGCACGGCCCUUCGAAUCUGACCACAGUCCUGAGGAGUUGAGUGCUGUUCCAGCUCCGUACUGUCUGAAAAAUAUCGAGGAUGUCAGGGAGUUUUUGGGCCGCCAUGCUGAAAAACUGGACAAGUUUGUUUCCGCCUUCUGUCUCUCUUUUAAAGAACAGGAGAGGAAAAGCCUACGCCAUCACAUAGACUCUGUGAAUACGCUUUACACCAGAUGUCUUCAGUGUCUGCUGAGAGACUCUCGGCUGAAGCUUCUGGCGAGACAGGAGAUUCAGAUGACUCUACUCAAAGAAGCAGUGGAGAUGUACAUCCAUCAUGGCAUCCAUGAUCUACUCUUUAGUUAUGUGGGCACUCUUGAAGCUAGUCGGGAUGCAGCGUUCAACAAAACAACUCGGUCCUUGCAGGAUCUGCAGCAGAAAGAGCUGGGAGUGAAGUCCGAGUUCAGUAUUAAUAUUCCUCGGGCAAAGCGUGAGCUGAUUCAGCUGAACGUCUGCACGUCUCCACAGCAGAAACUCCUCUGCAUCCGGAAAGUCAUUUUAACCAUCAUGCAGUCGACCAGACGCAGAGAUACAGCGGUGAGCAUCGAGUCCAUGUGUGCCGAUGAUCUCCUGUUGGUCAUUCUGUAUCUGCUCAUCAAAACAGAAAUUCCCAACUGGAUGGCCAAUCUGAGUUAUAUAAAGCACUUCCGCUUUCGAAGCUCUAGCAAGGAUGAGUUGAGUUACUGUCUGACGUCUUUCGAGGCUGCAGUCGAGUAUAUCAGCCUGGGAAACCUCAAACACAACACAGCGGGGUCAGGAAACAGACUGUCCUUCAGGCAGAAGGUGGACCUGCUGUCCCAGAAUGCAACACCCAUUGACCGGCUGUUUGAGCACAUUGUGAGUGGAAACGAACUGGAGGUUCAGCGUUUGCUGAGUGAAAGCGAGAGUGAGGAGGACGGCAGGAAGUUGUGUCAUCCUCUGUGUUCCUGUGACGCCUGUGACCUGCACAUCUCUGGGAGGCUGAAUGACCCGUCAAUAGUCACUCCAUUCUCCCGGGACGACAGAGGAUACACUCCUUUACAUGUUGCUGCUAUUUGUGGUCAGUCUCAGAUGAUUGAUUUGCUGGUGUCGAAGGGAGCAGUGGUAAACGCCACCGAUUACCAUGCGCUCACACCGCUGCACCUCUCCUGCCAGAAGGGCUACCAGGGCGUCACGCUUCUCCUGCUGCAUUAUAAGGCCAACACAGAUGCUCAGGACAACAAUGGAAACACUCCUCUACAUCUGGCCUGCAUGUACGGACAUGAAGACUGUGUGAAGGCGCUGGUGUACUUCGAUCUGCACUGCUGUCGGCUGAACGUUCAGAACGAUAAAGGAGACUCGCCGCUGCACAUCGCCGCCCGCUGGGGGUACGAAGGCAUCAUGGAGGUGCUGCUGGAGAACGGAGCGUCCACACUCAUCCACAAUAAAGCCAAGGAGACGCCACUACACUGCGCGCUCAACUCCAAGAUUCUGUCGUUGUUGGAGCGCACACACAACGACUUCAGUAUAAGGGAAAGUGGAUUCGAGUCUCCGAGCCGCUCUCCUCCUCCGUCAGACGGCAGCAGCAGACGCUCCUCCAUCUCCAGCUCAUCUUCUCUGAGUGUUGAAGCCUCUCCGCUGGAGUCUGACCGCAGUCGGCACAGAGAGGUGGAGAAGCUGUUGAGAGCCGUGGCUGAUGGAGAUGUGGAGAUGGUGCGUUAUCUUCUGGAGUGGCUGGAUGAGGAUCCAGAUGAAGGGGAGUCUGCAGUGCCAGUGAAGACAGAGCUCUGCCAUCCUCUGUGCCAGUGUGCCAACUGCGAACCCACACAUAAGAAAGCGGCUCAUCUUCAUCCGGACGGUGUGGGUGUGAACAGCAGCAGUGUUGACGGCUUCACUCCGCUGCAUGUGGCGGCUCUGCAUGGACACACACCUCUGAUCUCUCUGUUCACACGCCACGGAGCAAACCUCAACGCUCGCAACAACCACAGCGCCACACCACUGCACCUGGCCUGCCAGAACAACCACACACAGGUGGUUUGUGCUCUCCUGGAGUGUAAUGCCAAACUCAAUAAGAAGGAUCAUUAUGGGAACACACCGCUCAUUCAGGCCUGUCUGAAGGGGAAUCUGGAGAUCGCCAGCGUCCUGCUGGAGAGCGGUGCGCUGGUAAAUCUGGCCAAUAACCACGGUAACACGGGUCUGCAUGAGGCUGUGAGAGGAGCAAACGUGCCGCUGGUGGAGCUGCUGCUCCAAAGUGGAGCGUCAGUUCACAUCCGCAACAACAGACAGAGAACAGCGCUGGACUGCGCACACGAGGCCGCUGCAAAGAACUCUGAGAUUUUGAGACUCCUUCAGAAAGCGCACGAUGAAGCCCAGACGCAGAGGGCCAGAGCACCAGAGGGCAUUGUGGCAAGAGUUAAACAGAGUCCUAACAAUGGUGGACAGGACUUCGAGCACCUCAAACACAGGAGUCUGAAGAGAACAGACAGAGUAGCAUCUACGACAGCAGCAGCACAACAGUCUGUAGGGAGCGACAGACGGAGACUGACCCGAGGAGAAACAAUGGACAUCAGUGAUCCACAGCCUCCGAGCAGACCCCUGACCCGCAGCCACACCAUCAGCCAAGACCUGAGUUCCAGCGUUCAGCCUGAAGAGCAGAUCAACGGUGGAAAACUGGAGGAUGAAGAUGAUCAGUCCAGAGCUGAAGCAGAUCCUGCAGACACUGAGAUGGACAGCGUGGUGUUGUGAAGAGAAAGAAACCCACCAUCACCUGAGCUGAAUACGCAAGAACAAUGACUCCUACUGAUUCUUAUGAGGCGAGUGUUUUAGAGGUUUUAAGGAUCUGUGUGUUGUGAAGAUGAUGUUGCUUGCUUGAUUUCACUUCAAAACGAUGACCGUAACUCAUUAAGCGUACGUAAUAUGCAGGUUAUAUGACAGAAACAGCAUGCAGAGGAGUUUUGAAGAGACUGUCUUCACUUUUAACACACGGGAUAAAGGGAGACGUUCAGAAUCUACACAGAUGAAUGGGAUUUCUGAUCAUUUACUGGCACAUUUAGAUGGAUUUUUCUAUCAGAAUGUCACUUUAUAAAAGGGAUUGUUCAGGUGAGGAUGUAGCAGGGGGGGUUUGCUUUCCUUACAGAACACAAGUGUUCAUUUGUACCGAAUAUAGAUCUUUCUUUUAAUAGCAUCUAACUGUUUUCUAUCCUGUUUUAAUUAAUUCUGUAGUUAUUAAUUCAUUUCUGACAGCUCCUUCUGCUGUCGCAUCACUUUAAAUUGUCACUUUAUUGUUCAUGUCUCGGGGUGAAAUGCUGCGCUGUUUUGCAGUGAAUGUGCCGGGGGUCUGCGGGGGGCUGUGUUACAGACAGCUCUGUUUCAAUCACGCACUUUAUUCCAGGAGUCUGUGUAAGUUUGCUUUUAGAGUUGAGCUCUAAACUGAUUAAAGCUGAACAACAAGUCUGA
This is a messenger RNA of Danio aesculapii, 3937 nucleotides long. It is a transcript of the gene ankrd27, whose product is annotated as ankyrin repeat domain 27 (VPS9 domain). Gene Ontology annotation, biological process: neuron projection morphogenesis; early endosome to late endosome transport. Gene Ontology annotation, molecular function: SNARE binding; guanyl-nucleotide exchange factor activity. Bases 149 to 3226 code for a protein of 1025 amino acids. Gene Ontology annotation, cellular component: late endosome; plasma membrane; transport vesicle. The record is from RefSeq and is a predicted model, not a curated record. The transcript is spliced from 29 exons. Lineage: Eukaryota; Metazoa; Chordata; Actinopteri; Cypriniformes; Danionidae.